Penicillium bovifimosum is the source of this 1848-nucleotide messenger RNA. Its product is annotated as Y-family DNA polymerase. Gene Ontology annotation, molecular function: DNA-directed DNA polymerase activity; damaged DNA binding. The record is from RefSeq and is a predicted model, not a curated record. Gene Ontology annotation, biological process: error-prone translesion synthesis. The transcript has 2 exons. Lineage: Eukaryota; Fungi; Ascomycota; Eurotiomycetes; Eurotiales; Aspergillaceae. The coding region runs from base 1 to 1848 and encodes 615 amino acids. Gene Ontology annotation, cellular component: nucleus.
AUGGAUACCACGGGCGAGAAGCCUGAUAGUCGUCCGACGCCUGAAUCAGUCCCCGAGGGGGAAAAUGAUACUCUAAAAUAUCAGCUGCUCGGUCCGUCUUUGACCAAAGCGGGUCAAGACUCAGUCGACCAACAAAAGGUAUCAGAAAUCAUCUACAAUGCGUCGAAAGGCUCUAAGUUCUUCAAUCAUGAACAAGAUCGCGAUAGGAACCUCACAAUCAAGAUUGAGCGAAUUUUGAAGGAAAAGGCACGGCUCGAACGAUUGGAUUUAAGCCAUGAGCUACGACGUGCCGAUGAAUACCUCGCUGAGCUGGAAAUGAGCCGCGACCUUUCCCAGCAUGUUAUACACGUGGACUGCGAUGCGUUCUUUGCCGCGGUGGAGGAACUUGACCGACCUGAGUUGAAGACAGUACCGAUGGCUGUGGGUAAGGGCGUGUUGACAACCUGCAACUAUCUGGCGAGGAAGUUCGGAGUCAGAAGUGGCAUGGCUUCGUUUGUCGCAAAGAAGCUAUGCCCGCAGCUGGUUCUCUUGCCGCAGAACUACGAGAAAUACACCGAGAAGGCCAAGGAAAUCCGCGCUAUCCUGGCCGAAUACGACCCUCUUUUCGAGAGCGCGAGUAUAGAUGAAGCCUAUUUGAACAUCACAGCUUAUUGCGAUCAAAAUCAGCUGGAACCCGAGGAGGCGGUUCAGCGGAUGCGUGCUGAGAUAUUGGAGAAGACAAAAGUGUCUGUCUCGGCUGGAAUUGCUGCCAAUGCGAAAAUCGCCAAGAUCGCCUCGAACAUCAAUAAACCUAAGGGGCAGUUCAAAGUCCCCAGUGAACGCGAGGCCAUCAUGGAAUUCAUGCGCGACUUGCCGGUCCGCAAAGUCAACGGAGUUGGCCGAGUUUUCGAGCGAGAGUUGGAAUCAAUAGGCGUUAAGAAGUGUGGUGAUAUAUACUCACAUCGCGUUUUCUUGACCAAGUUAUUCGGAGAGAAGGCUUUCCAGUUCCUGGCGCAGUGCUACCUCGGUCUCGGGCGAACCAAGAUUGAACCUGUGGAGAAUCAUGAACGCAAGAGCGUCAGCACUGAGAGCACGUUCCACGAGAUUGGUGACAAAGAGGAAUUCCGGGCGAAGCUUUGGUGGGCUGCGCAAGAACUUGAAAAGGAUCUAGCGCGGACUCAGUUCAAGGGCCGUACCCUUGCCCUGAAAGUCAAACUGCAUACCUUCGAGGUGCUAACCCGCCAGACAGCGCCAUCUCGUCCGGUCUCUCUGGCAAAGGACUUGUACUCCUUUGCUUUGCCGAUGCUGACGAAGCUGGAGAAGGAGAUCCCGGGGAUGAAACUUCGGCUUCUUGGUCUGCGCUGCUCGAAUUUGGUUAGCACUCAGAAGGCCGGGAUCAACUUUUUCGGCGUGGUGGCCCAACCCAAAGCCGCCGCUGGGCCGACUUCUGAGCCCACUUCUGCACCGGCUAGCGAUGUAAAUGCAGAUCGCGAGAUCUGUGCCGAGGAGGCUUUCGAGACAGCGGCGCGCCAGGAGCUCCAGGAUGAAAUGAAUGAUUUGGAGCAAUUGAGUCAAGAAACGCCGGAGACCUCCACGUCUCGCAAGCCAGGCCCCUCUGCGGUGCCUGAACCUGUUGCAGAGCCCCCCAUGUGGGAUUGCCCUAUCUGUAUACGGCCACAAAUUGCCGACGAUCGAAUGUUCAAUGAACAUGUGGACUUCUGUCUUUCUAGACAGACAAUCCGGCAAGUGGUGCAGGACACCUCAGACGAUACACCCACGAUACCCCCAAGCACCAAAAAGAGAAAGCACACAUCUCCCUCGGGUGUUCAUGAAGCAGACCCGAAGCAGAAGCGCCUCUUUUUCCAAUGA